Molecule: messenger RNA, 1993 nt
Organism: Myotis brandtii (Brandt's bat)
Lineage: Eukaryota; Metazoa; Chordata; Mammalia; Chiroptera; Vespertilionidae
Product: zinc finger CCCH domain-containing protein 3
Exons: 2
Cellular component (GO): nucleus
Source: RefSeq, a predicted model, not a curated record
AGUGCUGACCAGAGCAUGGUCAUCACGAUCAAACCCCCGUCCCAGCCCAGCGUGGCUGGUGCUGCAGGUGCCCCCCGGGGCUCCUCGAAAGAAUAUGAGGACCCUCCUUGGAGCGACCGCAGGCCUCGGGGAGGGGAGGGCGAGCCCCCUGGCCGGCAGCGCCCGCCCUCAAAGCCAGGAAGGGCCGAGGGGGCCGACAGCACAGAGGACUGCCAGCUGGUCUUCCAGGAGGAGGCCGGCAAGCCCCGGGUGGUGAAGUCUGUGAGCAGCUUGAGCGACAGCCUCUCGGAGUCCCGGCGGACGGUCAGUGAGAGCGCCAUUUCCGUGGCCCUGACCGUGAAGGUGAGCGCGCACCCUGUGGCCGGCUGUGCUGCACAGCUCCUUGGGGACAGGAGAGCCGAUAGAGCAGCUGCGGAGAAUGUGUGUACAGCGGAGCGAGCCGAGAAGCUGCCGCCCAGAGCCGAGCCGGAGACCAAACCCAAGAAGACGGCCGUGUGCCCCGCGGGGGCUCUCCGCAGCCAGUACCAAUGGAAGGCCUCCAGCCCCUCGGCCUCCUCCUGCUCCUCCUUCCGCUGGCAGUCGGAGGCUGGCAGCAAGGACCAUGCCUUCCAGCUCUCUCCAGUCCCUUCUAGGUCCCCCCCGGGGGACAAGCCAGCAGUGGGACCCAGUGGCUUGAAGCCCCUCUUCAGUGAGACCCCAGGGCUCUGGGCUUACAAAGUGAAGAGCCGCACCAAGAUCGUCAAGAGGCGGGGGAGCGCCAACCUUCCUGGGGACAAGAAGAGCAGCCCCCCGCCAACUGCCACCGCCAAGAGCCAGUUCAGCCUGCGCAGGAGGCAGGCCCUGCGGGGGAGGAGCGGCCCUGUCCAGAAGAAGACCCCCCCCAAGGGCCUGAUGCAGGUCACCCGGCACCGGCUGUGCUGCCUGCCUCUUGGCCACGCCCACCUCCCCAUCAAGGAAGCCUCCAACCUGAACGCCCUGCUGGCCCCGGCCACCAGCAGAGUGAUCAAGACCCGGUACCCCAUCAUCAAGAAGACCCCGGUGUCGCCUUUCAGCGCAUCCCCCUUCCCCCUUUCCCUGCCUUCCUGGCGGGCUCGGCGGCUCUCCCUGUCCAGGUCCCUGGUGCUAAAUCGCCUUCGCCCUGCCCAUGGAAGAGUCAAGCUCGGCUCCCCUGGCUGGCGGGACAGAGGCUACCGCUGUAUCGGAGGGGUGCUCUACCGGGUGACAGCCAACAAGCUCGCCAAGACUCCCGGCCGGCCCAGUGCUGAGGGGGCCUGCAGGCCCCUCCUGCGUACAGCCUCUGUUCCCAGGGAAGGCCCCUCGGGCAGGCGAGGGCUCUCGCUGGGCUGAGUGGUCCCUGAUUUCCCGUGUUUGCUCCUGGACAAAGACAAUGGCCAGGUGUGGUGAACAGGGCUGGCGAGGGAGCACCUGGGGCCGCGGCCCUGGAAUCACAUUGGCACCGCCUCCCGGAAACAGUCCGAGCAGGAGGGGCUGCUUUGGGUUCGCUUACUGUACAGAUUGACUCGGGGAAUGUUUUGGUUUCGGUCCACUUUUACCCUCUUCCCUUUCUGUCAGGAAAAAGGGCAGGAUUGCAGGCGGGUGGGGUUGCAGCACCAGGGCCCGGGCCCCGCCCCUGCCGGCCAGGCUCCCAGGGCCUCUGUCUGUGGGGCUCCGGGCGCCCACAGCCCUCUUCCAGGCAGGUUCGCUGGGCUACCCAGGGAGACACUCAGGGCCUGGGAGGCCUGGCUCCAUUCUGCCCGUGGGCCUCAGCGUCACCAUCCCUUUGCUGGGGAAAAGCAGGUGCAGGGCGCUGGCGGGGCCUCCUGAGGCUCAGCCCCUCCCACCAGCAGGUCGGUUGCCUCUAAUGUCAGAGCUGAAAGGCCGGUGGCAUCUGUAGUCAUGGCCCACGGGCUCCACACACAGCAGUGGCAUGGUGGAGGGCAGGGUCUCCUCCACUGCCUUCCCCAGAAGCAGAGCCCUCCCCACCUGCCGCUCC